UUCGUACUCUUGGUAUUAGUACUUAAAGAGUCUACGCAAAAUAUCCAAUAUGGCAGCUUCCAUGACGUUGCUCGUGUGACUGGAAUUCAUGUCGAUAGUUUUAAUUUAUCAUUAAUAAUUUUGAAACGCAUUCAUACAUUGUUAGUUGACUUGUUAAUAUGGAGAGUGAUCAAGAUUCUGAGAAUCAGCUUGUGGAUGGAAGUGAUGUAGUGGAAGUAAAUGAAGAUGACCUUGUUGAGGUUAUUGACCUUGAUCAUCAAGGUGAAGAAGAUGGAAGCGAGAUGGAGAUGGAAGGAUAUGAUGGGGAAGAUGAAGAAGGAGCUGAAGAGGAAAAAGAGGAGGAUGAAGCUAGGAUGGAAGACAUACAAGAUGAUUCUGACUUCUGCUUCAAAGCACAUACAGCUUCAGUGUUCAGUUGUGAUCUUGACCCCAAAACAUCUAGCUUGGCUAUUACUGGAGGAGAAGACGAUAAGGCUUAUGUGUGGAACAUAGCCGAUGGCACAACAGCUCUAAUCUGCACAGGACAUUCGGACUCGGUCACCUGUGUAGGGUUCAGCAGUGACUCAAAGUUUGUUGCUUCGGGUGACAUGUCCGGACUAAUCAAAGUGUGGAGCACAGAAUCCUGGGAAGAAAUUUGGUCAUUUGAAUGCUCUGACCUAGAGUGGAUGAAGUGGCAUCCAUCUGCCCACGUCCUCCUGGCAGGCACUGCAGAUGGUGACAUUUGGAUGUGGAAGAUACCGAGUGGAGAAUGCAAGACCAUGCAAGGUCAUGGGUGUCAGACCACCACGGCAGAGAUCUUUUCAGAUGGUAAACAGUGUUCUGCAGGUUAUGAAGAUGGCGUUAUUAAGGUUUGGGAUUUAAAGACAGCUAAAGCAUUGACAACAUUCAAAGGAAAUUCUGGUCACCAAGACAGUGUGACAUCUUUAGAUUGCCAUGACAACAACAAUCUCAUCUUGUCAGGAUCUGUUGAUGGGUCAAGCAAGAUAUAUAAUUGUAAUACUGGGAAGGAGAUAGCUGUAUUUUUUGCAGGAGAUGUUAAUGAAGAUAUUGGGGAAACAAAUUCAGUAGAAUCUGUGGGAUUCUGUCACAGCCAACCCUUGGCUGCUGUUGGAUCUUUAAAUGGAACACUUAGUAUAUGGGACACGCCCACUCAGAUCAUCCGACAUAAGUGCCAACAUGAUGCUGGAAUAGUUAAGUUAAAGUGGGACAAAUCAAACCCAUUAGUGUACUCUUGCAGUCUGGAUGGGAUGCUAAGACUGUGGGAUGCAAGGUCAGGAAAGGUUGAAGGUUGUUGGUCAGGUCACACGGGAGAAAUACUUGACAUGACUAUUAGUAGAGAUGGAAACACAAUACUCACCGUGUCUGGAGACAAGACAGCUCGUGUUUUUCCAAUCCAUGUACCAGAUAGGUGAAGUGUUCAUAGGCUGGUGAUAAUGAUGAUAGCAUUUUUCAGCACAAGAAAUAAUUUUUUUUCAAUAUCAUGGAAACAUUUAAUAACAUUUAAUAACUAAUAUAGGUACAAAAUGUUUGAGAACAUUUCUGAUACAUAAUGAAUAAUAACAACUUUCACAUUUUAUCAUUCAUACCAGCCUUCAAAAUAAAUAUUUUUUGAAAUACUAUAUCAUUAGUGUGAUAUUUUAAAAAUAUUAUAUUUUAAUGUUUGCAUACAAUUUUAUAAUAAGAGUCAACUAAUAAAAACAUGUUUACUGUAUCUACAAGGGUGGUUCAAUUCAAAUUUAGUUAAGGUUGAAAUUCAUACAAGACUACAUACACCAAAUUUACAAGAACAAUAGAAACAAAGAGAAUGCUGCCAACCCAGGAUGACUAAAAGCACAUGAAUGUGUGCCACUGUUGUCAUGUGGCUCUCCCAGGCAGCACUCAAAACACAAAGAAUGCAAAACAAUAUA
Anneissia japonica is the source of this 1907-nucleotide messenger RNA. Its product is annotated as angio-associated migratory cell protein-like. The record is from RefSeq and is a predicted model, not a curated record. The transcript has 12 exons. The coding region runs from base 159 to 1412 and encodes 417 amino acids. Gene Ontology annotation, molecular function: protein binding. NCBI's taxonomy places the organism in Eukaryota, Metazoa, Echinodermata, Crinoidea, Comatulida, Comatulidae.